GAGGGAUUCUUUGUUAUGACGUUUUGUAGUAUGUGUUAUCAGUUUUCAAAUCUAUAACCUGUAUUUCUAUUGUUGAAAAUGUUGUAGAUGAUUAAUUCCAGGAUCAAUAAUCAAUAUGACAGGUCACAAUAGUCAGUUAUUAUGGUCACUGUUUUUAUUGUCUGUCGUGAACUGCCAAACAGACGAAAUAUGCGAUGCUCAGUUGAACGCUUUUGCUAGCGCAACUUCUAAUUUUACUGCUUGUGCAAUUGUAAACUCAAAACCUAUAACAUUUUGUGAAGAUUGUGUCGAAAAUUAUAUAGAGGUCAUAGAGAGUUACCAGAAUAUGAGUAAAGUAUAUAAAGGUGCAAAAUGUAUUGAUGACUUUGUUGAUUUAGAUAGACUUCAAAUCGUGAAAACUUUGUAUGAGAACAGCUAUGAUUUAUGGAACAGAGCAAAGUGUAAUGAAUGCUUCAAAUUUGAGAACAGGAGUCUAACACCUAAUAUUUCAAAAGAAACACUUCAAUUUGAACAAUAUUAUAUUGAUUUGGUUAAAUGCAUAAAUGGUACACAUAGAAACAAUUCUGAAGAGAUAUGUCAUGAUUGCUCAAAUAAUUAUGAACAGUUGAACACUUUCUACAUCAGUAUCAGUAAUGAAAAUGAGAAAAUUGGUGUUUGCAUGGACAUAGUUGAUAUUAUGAAUACUACUCGGAGAUAUUGGAGUUCCAAGUGUUGUAAAUUCAGAAGACAUGAAGAAUAUAUUUUUAUUGCAAGUGCCAUUGGAAUAUUUACUCUAACUGCUCUUUUUUAUCUUUUGACUCAUUUUUUUGGGGAAAAAGAAAAGCCACUAAUUUUACAACAAACUCGACUAGCUGAAUCUUUGAGCCAUUUGAAUAGUGAUUUUGAUGAAAAUGAUUGAAUUAUGGUGGAUCUUUUCUAUAGAAUGUUUUACCAAGUGAUAUUAUUAUAUGAGUUCAUAUAAAAUUUCCUUUUUACAAUUAAAUCUGAAUUUUAUAUUUGUUGAAA
Harmonia axyridis is the source of this 1005-nucleotide messenger RNA. Its product is annotated as osteopetrosis-associated transmembrane protein 1. The coding region runs from base 116 to 898 and encodes 260 amino acids. The record is from RefSeq and is a predicted model, not a curated record. Lineage: Eukaryota; Metazoa; Arthropoda; Insecta; Coleoptera; Coccinellidae. The transcript has 6 exons. Gene Ontology annotation, cellular component: cytosol.